AUGGCAACAGUAGAACCAGCGGCAACACCGCCACAAACGCCUCUGCAGGCAUCUAAUCAUAAUGCUGUGCUUUCACAGUCUCGAUCUUCACCAAAUAAGCCUCUAAUAUCAAGUCCUCGUUGGCUGGCACAGCGUGCAGCUAAUCCGCCGGUUCAAACACGUCCUGCAUAUUUAGACCAUGAGGACUUUUCUAAUGCAAUAUACGUUGGAAAUCUUGAAAUGACAAUUAGUAAUGAUGCAUUGAUGAAAAUUUUUGGUCGUUUUGGUACGAUUGAGAGCGUCUAUCGACCACCAAUUCAUACAGACAAGGCUGAUCGGACCACACAUUUUGCGUUUAUCAAGUAUACAGAUGCAGAAUCAGCACAACGGGCAAUGCAGCAGGCAGAUAAUAUAUUAUUAGGACGGAGACGGCUAGUGGUACGGCCACGGAUUCGUUCAUAUGUGAACCGGUCGUUUAACAGGACGCCACCACCAUCCUCUCCACAGAAAAGUAGUCAGUAUCCAAUGUUUUCUUAUUCUCAUAUGCCAACACAAUAUUAUUUUCCAUAUAAUACACAUAUUAAUCAAAAUUACAUGAGCAAGAUAUUGUCUGUUUUUAAUCUUCCGUAUGAAAUGACGCCAAAGGAUUUGUUUUGCUUGUUUAGUGAGUUGGGACGUGUAGAAGGGGCUUUUAUAUAUAAUGUUGUUGAUAACCGUGGGAGAAGAGUGGGGGAGGUGGCUAUGGGGAGUUUUUACCAUGCAAAGAAGGCUCUUGAAAGCUUGAAUAAUACUACACUUAAUGGAUAUAUACUUGAACUUGCGUUCAAGCCACCUACGUUACCAGCGCCUCAGCUUAUUACGCCUAUUAAUUCGGGGCAUUCGAUGAUGUAUGCACCUCCUAAUUCGAUUUAUCCGACAUGGCAAUAUCCACCGCCGGCGUAUUCGAUUCCCAAUCCUACACCGGUGCCUUGGUCUUAUGCAUCAACACCGAUAGAUGAAGCAAUGGCGGGUCUUUCUUUCUACGAAGACGCCAAUAUGAUGAAUUCAAGGCGCAAUAGUCUUACUAGUAGUGUUGCUAGCAGCGGAUAUCCACAUAUGUAUGAACAACAGAAAACGAGUAUUGAUCAUACGGUCCCCUUGGGCAUUGGAACGCCUCAGGAUGGACUUGUUUUUUACGAUCCUAUGACGGGAUUACCUAUACCUAUGCAGCCGCCACGACCAGUGGUUGCCGAAAUACAGGAUACGAAUAUGCCAACAACGACAGCGAUUACAGUGAAUCAUCCACCUAUGCCUUUGCCGGUUAAAAAAACAGAAACAACAACGGCUGUAACUGCAACUGCUGCAACAGCUGUAACUGCAACGGCAACAACGACUGCAGCGGCAACUGUAACUGCUGCUGCUGCUACUGCGACAAGUGUUAAACCUACGACUCCCGUUGUAUCUACAACUAUGUCUCAAAAUCCAAAGACUGAACCCGCUCAGUCGACAACAAUGCCUAAUGUGUCAACUAUUAGCUCUCCGGGUUCGUCAACCGCAUCCGUAACUUUUAGCACUUCUUCAAUACCAACAUCUAUUGUUCCAGAGUCCUUACCAGCAGAUCCGAAAAAUUUGUAUAUCAAAAAUCUUGAUGAUGAUAUAAUAUCUCAUCCAUCUGAUAUCGAAACUCUUUUUAAACCAUAUGGAACAAUCGUAUCAUCACACCUUGCAGUAGUUCCCGGGACUGGAAUAUCUAAGGGUUAUGGCUUUGUAGCUUUUAGCAAAGCGGAAGAAGCUAUAAAGGCUAAAAAGAGUUUAGACGGAAGCAUGGUAGGAAGGAAACGUGUAUUUGUUAGUUGGGCAGAACGUCGUGCUGAUCGUGAAAAACGUUUGAAAGAGAUAUUUAAAGCCGAGAAUAAAGCGAAUAUUGUAUAUACUGAGCUAGAUAAGGAUGCUUCUAAAGCAGAAGAUUUUUCGAUUUCAAAAGACGAGAAUAAAACAGCUAUUGCCAUGAAUAUGGAAACAAAAAAUACUUUAAAGGUGACAGAAAAUGUUUCCGUAACAAACUUGACGCCUACACUUGCACCUAAUCCUAUGACUGUUUUAUCAAAAUGGCGUGGAACUCCACUAUCAGGUAUAGUAGAGGUAGAAGAACCGAAUGUUCAGACAAUGAUUACCACACCUGUUGAACAAAUAGUUCCUGAUCCUGAAUUUAAAGUAUAUUCAGAGAAUGUAAAGUCAUCACAACCUGUGGUUGCUGAAAUGGAAAAUUUAAAAAUCGAACCUGAUAAAGAUACCGAAGGACAAGUAUGUUUAAGAGUUCGAGAUGAAAAUACCAGUCCGAAAAAGGUAACUGGCGCUAACACUAAGAAGAAAGGAGGAUGGUACAGGAAACGUUGGAGCAGCGGCUGGGGGGGAAAUUAUGGAGGUAAAAAAGAUGAAGGAGAUAGUCCCAUUAAAGAUGGGCAAAGUAUUGAAAGUUCUAUCAAAGAUGUUUUGUUGGAAAGAAUUGCUGACAAGGAAAAUUGUGAGUCAAAGUCUAUUUAG
Molecule: messenger RNA, 2502 nt
Organism: Pneumocystis jirovecii RU7
Lineage: Eukaryota; Fungi; Ascomycota; Pneumocystomycetes; Pneumocystales; Pneumocystaceae
Exons: 4
Coding region: 1-2502 (833 amino acids)
Cellular component (GO): cytosol
Molecular function (GO): mRNA binding
Source: RefSeq, a predicted model, not a curated record